AUAAUUCUUUCUCCCAGACAUAACAAGACGUCUGUUAACCCAUACCACCAACUGUUUUCAAUCCAGCGGCCCAGUAGACCCAGGACCUCUCACGUCUCGCCCAGGUAGCCAAACGCGCGCGCCAUUCUCCAAAGUCAAUAUGUCGGCACCUCAGGAUCCCAUCUCGUCCAAUGGCGGUGAUAUCAGCGAGUCUCUCGACCAGCUCAAGCUCGGGGACAACGAGCCUCGUCUCGGCCCGGAUGGAGAGCCUGCACCAAAGACAGACGAAGAGUAUGCCCAGACGCCGUUGACUUUGAGGGCGAUCGUAUCGUCCAAGGAAGCUGGCGUCAUCAUCGGGAAAGGCGGCAAGAAUGUCGCUGACUUGCGGGACGAGACAGGCGUCAAGGCUGGUGUCAGUAAGGUCGUGCAGGGCGUGCACGACCGGGUUUUGACCAUCACAGGUGGCUGCGAGGCCAUCUCUAGAGCCUAUGCGGUUGUUGCGCGAGCCCUCUUGGAAGGCGCUCCGUCAAUGGGCAUGGGAGGAGUCAUCCAGGGCAAUGGCUCUAACCCGAUCAAGCUACUCAUUUCUCACAACCAGAUGGGCACGAUCAUUGGUCGGCAGGGCCUCAAGAUCAAGCACAUCCAAGAUGUAUCAGGCGUUCGCAUGGUAGCACAGAAAGAGAUGCUGCCGCAGUCGACCGAGCGGAUAGUCGAGGUCCAGGGCACUCCUGAAGGCAUCCAGCGCGCUGUCUGGGAAAUCUGCAAGUGCCUGGUCGACGAUUGGCAGCGCGGCACCGGCACUGUUUUGUACAAUCCUGUUGUUCGCACGCAGACUCCCGGUGCGCCGGCUGGCCCAAUCGGCGGUGGAAGCAAUUUUGCACAGGAGAGAGUGCCCUACGGUGGAGGUGGAGGUGGCAGUGGCUCUCGUGUCACGCGAACAGGUAACGGCGCCGAUUUCAGCAACGGUGGGCAGCGCCCAUAUGGUCGCCGUUCUGAUUCUGAUGCAGCCUCCCGUGGUCCGCCAACCCAUGACGAGAACGGGGAGGAGAUCCAGACGCAGAACAUCAGCAUCCCGGCAGACAUGGUUGGCUGUAUCAUUGGACGUGCCGGCUCCAAGAUUAGCGAAAUCCGCAAGACUUCUGGAGCCCGUAUCUCGAUUGCAAAGGCCCCCCAUGACGAAACCGGCGAGAGGAUGUUUACCAUCAUGGGCACAGCUAAGUCGAAUGAGAGUGCUCUUUUCCUUCUCUACGAGAACUUAGAGGCGGAGAAGAUGCGCCGUCAGCAGCAGGCUUCUCAGCCAUCCGAGUAGAGCCCGGACGGCGUGAACCAAGGUCCAAGGCUGUAAUCACAACGUGUAAUUCACUGAAGAUGCACAGAGUGGAAUGAUUACCAACCGGCCAGCGACAUUCUCCGGGCUUUCUGAGUUUGAUCGGAUUUGGCAGCCACUCAUUUCGGGUCCUUUCCAGAUCUGGCUGCCGCAAGGCGUAUUUAUUUUUUUCGGCGGAUGGAAAACGAUGUGACGACACUUCAUUACCAACAAAAAGCAUUUUGCCGGCCUUUUCUUUUUCUUGAACUGGUUUCACUCCCUUAGCUUACCAUUUUUAUUCGGCGACCAGCUACUCCACCACUUCAUCUCGAUAUUCGGCUUGAUUUUUUCGGCAUCGGGUGCGCGGCAUAACGCCUAGAUGGCCGGGGGCGUCGACGGGAUGUGCACGGCUGCCGCGCAGGGCAUCCGGGCGCCUCGGC
Messenger RNA from Lasiosphaeria miniovina, 1725 nucleotides. RefSeq lists its product as uncharacterized. The record is from RefSeq and is a predicted model, not a curated record. Gene Ontology annotation, biological process: 3'-UTR-mediated mRNA stabilization. The transcript has 3 exons. Gene Ontology annotation, cellular component: cytoplasm; nucleus. Lineage: Eukaryota; Fungi; Ascomycota; Sordariomycetes; Sordariales; Lasiosphaeriaceae. The coding region runs from base 140 to 1288 and encodes 382 amino acids. Gene Ontology annotation, molecular function: mRNA 3'-UTR AU-rich region binding.